GUUUAUUAGCAGUUACUUUAUACGGUUUAAUGCAGUAAGAGUUGAAGGUAGAUUUUACUAGCUAUACGACACUUGUAGCGCAAUUCGAGUAGGCUAAGACGGAAGACAGAACAGAACGACCGAAGAACAGGUUAAGUUGCUUUGACGUCAAUCUUACAGUCAAAAUCACAGAAGAUAAUGGCAUCAGACGCUGCCAAUGAACACGAGGAAGACGACACACAAUCUAAUAUAAUCUACUGCACGUUUUGCAAACAACGAUUCCGGAAUCCAAGAACGCUACCUUGUCUACAUACAUUCUGUCGGAAGUGUUUACGUUACUAUCUGGACGAUUUGGACGGCUCGGAACCAGUCUGCACUAUAUGCGGCGCUGUUUUCUCUGGUUCAGAUAAAGCCAUUGAAGGCUCAAAAAAAGAUAUUCUCAUUCAACGUCUUCUUGAGUGCGACAGAGAUCAGCUGGAGAAUCAGUCAUGUUCUCUAUGUAGCAGUGAUGCGACAGAGAAAUGUUUUCAUUGUAACCAUUGCUUGUGUGAGCGCGAUGCAGAGCACCAUAGUAAGAUACCUUUAAUGGCAAACCAUACAGUGGUGAGUCUGAAAGAAUACCGACGCAUGUCAGCAUUGGAACGACUGUCUCUCCAUCCGACAAAGUGCUCAGUGCACGAGGACUAUAUUGUGGAGUACUUUUGUUCCACCUGUGAUGCACCUGUGUGUAUAAAGUGUACUUUGGAUGACCAUGAUCGUACGGAUCAUAAUUUGCACACCAUGAAUGAAGUAAUUGAGACAGACAAGAAAGAGCUUAGUGAAGAACAAUCGUUUGUUUCUACACAAUACGAUAAACUUACCAAUGCUGAGAAGAAAGUUUUAGAAACUAGAGACACACUUGUAGAAGCGAAGACGGAGGCAAUGAAGACGAUAGAAAAGCGAUCAAAUGAUCUAAGAAAACAAAUUGACGAGUUUCAGAAAGAAUUAGCUGACGAGAUAACUGAGAAAUACAACUCAAAAGUUGAUGUUCUUGACAAACAACUGGAUGACAUGGAUCGUCGUAUGAAUGAGCUGGACAAGGCAUCGUCAUACAUCGACGCAUUGCUGCAAUGCAAUAAUCCAGAGGUGUUCCUGUCUGCCAGUAAAAAAUGGUACGAACAAUUCAAAGAGAAGAAACCAGAUUACAAAGACGUUGAACUUGAGCCGGCUGAGAACGCGUACCUACGAGUCGAGGUUGAUGAGAAGCCUAUAGACGAGGUUGUCAACUCAGAAAUUAUCUGCACUGUCUUCUGCACAUCUGCAUCCGCAUGCCAUUCCCAACUCAACGGCUGUCCAGAGGAAGCAGAAAUCGGAUCAGAGGUCAAGUUCAGUAUAAUAAUUAAAGAUAAAGAGGACUCAAAAGUCGCUCUCAGUGGAACCUCACCAAAUGUGGAGGUAAUGAAUCCCAAUGACCAUAAGACAGCUCUGAAGGGAGAAACAUCCUCAGAAAGUAAGUUCAAGUACGAGUGGUGUCCAUCGUCUCUUGGUAAGCACACACUAGUCGCUCAAGUUUUUGAUGUUGACGUGAAAGGCUCACCGAUGGUUAUAAAUGUGGUCCCAAAGAAUAGCAAGGAUCAGCAACAGCAGAAAAACAACAGCGCCCGCUCACAGAAGAAACCGGGAUCGGGGACAAAGUCAUCGAAAUCUAAGCAACCUGAACCACGAAAAGCAUCAUGGAAAAAGUAAUUGUAAAACUGAAAGGAGAGGGAAAUUUUAAUCAAACUUAGGUCUGAGAGUGCCAUUUCUAGAUCUAGAUUAAUCUAGAAGUGCCAUAAUCAUACAUGUUCUUACCUCAGCCCCAACAACGGCCUAACUCUCAUCAGUGUCAAAAAUCCCCUCUCUGGGACCCUCUAUUUCGAAUUACUGGACACUGUGAACCGAGAAAUAUUGUUUUCAAGAGCCAAUCCCCGUGACUGCUUUGGAUAUACGUAUAGAUUAUUUUGUUAUGUAAGUUUAUGUAUUUUACGCACAAAACAUGCAAAAUGUUUUGUAUAGACGCUUUUGUUCACUUUUAUAUAUAGCCAGUAUUAUAUAUAUAUUUUUAGUUGAAAUGAUUGUUUUCUAAAUUUAGAAUUCGCUUUUUGUCGAUGUUUUAUUUUAUUGGUAUCGAAAGAAGUACUUUAUUGAGUAAUCAAUAAUUCCAGUAAAGUUAAUCAUCGGCCGCAAACUCUAAUCUCCUAAUUACAGACGCAUUGACAUAACUAUCGAUCCAAUGAUCCAAGCCACUUACUGGAUAACGACGAAUGAAGAUUGUUAUUAUACGUAAUACGAGAAAGGGAAGGGGAGUUGUUAACAGUUAUCGUCAAUAAGAUGAAUCGAUAGAAAUUGGGGCAGAUGCAGGGGGGUGAGGGUGCAGAGGGUACGAUCGCACUCCCCCCCCCCCUUAAAUUUUAUUAAGAAAAAUAAUUGUUGUAUUAUAUUGUUGAUAUGAAUUAUUGGUAAGAUUUUCAAGGUACAUGAGAGUGCAAUUUCCGGGCACCCAGAGGUCCAUAUUCUCAACUUUUUCGCACCUCAGCUCUAACCAUGUUGGGACUGAGGUGGUGGACUCUCACGCAAACAUGGGCGCAGAUCAUGGGGGAAGGGGUUAACGUCCAGGGGUAGCACAAGGAUUUGCCCGAUGGUUGGUCCCAGGUCCCGAGGGGGAGCCGAUGUCUCCGACGAGGGGAAACAUUUCCCCGACGAGAACAAAGUGGGUGUGGUCAAACGUCAUUUUAAAGGACUCGAAAGUGAUCUAGGGGCGAAGCCCCCGAAACUUCGACAAUUUAGGUGUUUCAAAUGCUUAUUCAAUCGAUUUAGAGUCUACUAAUAUGUACAAAAUACUUACAAUU
Messenger RNA from Anneissia japonica, 2846 nucleotides. RefSeq names its product tripartite motif-containing protein 2-like. The record is from RefSeq and is a predicted model, not a curated record. NCBI's taxonomy places the organism in Eukaryota, Metazoa, Echinodermata, Crinoidea, Comatulida, Comatulidae. Gene Ontology annotation, molecular function: zinc ion binding. The transcript has 2 exons. The coding region runs from base 178 to 1704 and encodes 508 amino acids.